AUGGUCGAAAUUAAAGAUAGUUCAGGUGUGUUAACAUUGAACACUGGUGCUAAGAUUCCUGUGAUUGGAUUGGGAACUUUUCGUGCAGAAAAGAACGAAGUGUACAACGCUGUUUUGCAUGCAUUGAAAAACGGCUACAGGCAUAUCGAUACCGCAGCAGUUUACGGAAAUGAACAAGAAGUUGGUAAAGCCAUUAAGGAUUCCGGAGUGCCAAGGGAGGAAUUGUUUAUUACUACGAAGUUGUGGGUCUCCCAGUUUAGAGACCCUGAGAGGGCUUUAAAUGGAUGUUUAAGACGUCUGGGUUUGGACUAUGUUGACCUAUAUUUGCUUCAUUUCCCAAGACCUCACAAGGAAAACGACUUGGAUGGAGAUACCCUAAAUAUUUCAAAUGCUUUGGUACUUCCUUUCGUGUACGAUGAAGAAUGGAAUUUCGUGAAAACCUGGCGUCUUGCUCAAAAGUUACCAGAGACUGGUAAAACUAGAGCUGUUGGUGUGUCUAACUUUGACGUCAAUAACUUGAAGGAGCUUUUGGAUGAUCCAGAACUAAAAGUGAUUCCUGCGGUCAAUCAGAUUGAAAUCUCUGUCUGCCUUCCAAGAGAUGAUGUUGUAGAAUUUUGCAAGAGCAAGAACAUUUUGGUUGAAGCGUACUCUCCUUUGGGCUCUACGGGCGCUCCUGUUGCAAAGGAACCAGAGGUCAUUGAGCUUGCUGAAAAGUACGGUGUUUCUCCAGUGCAAGUUUUGAUCAACUAUCCCAUCAACAGAGGCCUUAUUGUGCUACCAAAAUCAAUCACUAAAGAAAGAAUUGAUGCCAACCUUAAGACGUUUAAAAUAGAAAGUGAAGAUAUGGAAAAACUCCAUAACGUUCACAAGAGAACUGGCUUGAGGAGUAUAUAUGAUGGUUGGGCCGGUCUCGAAUAA
Messenger RNA from Eremothecium sinecaudum, 918 nucleotides. Its product is annotated as HBL401Cp. Gene Ontology annotation, cellular component: cytosol. Lineage: Eukaryota; Fungi; Ascomycota; Saccharomycetes; Saccharomycetales; Saccharomycetaceae. The record is from RefSeq and is a predicted model, not a curated record. The transcript has a single exon. Gene Ontology annotation, molecular function: aldose reductase (NADPH) activity. The coding region runs from base 1 to 918 and encodes 305 amino acids.